CGUCAGACGGCCGCCAGAGCAUCCCGGUUGCGCACUGUUCAGAGGCCCCAUCGACGUUUCGCAGCGCCGGAAGCAGCUGGAGAAGAAGUGCACAUCGCCGGGCACACGGCCACAUUUACAGUCAGUGAUGGAGAGCCUGCUGGAUAAUCCAAUGAAAGCCGUUCUUUACCUGAAGGAGCUCACCACUAUCGUCCAGAACCAGCAGAGCCUGAUCCAGACGCAGCGCCAACGCAUCGACGAACUCGAGCGAAAGGUGGAGGACCUGAUAGGAGAGAACCGACAGUUGCGCGACCCCCACCACUACGUCCAGCAGCCUCCUCAGCAGCAUCACCACCACCACCACCACCCGAGUCACCGCAGCGCCAGUCCGCAGGCGCCGGCCAACCUCCAUCAGCACCCGGGGAGCAACAAAGCCGCGGCUCAUCUCGGCCAGCAGGCGCAGCAGCAGCAGCCGCCUCCGCCUCCGCCACCGCAGCAGCAGCAGCAGCAGCAGCAGCAUCAUCAUCAUCAGCAGCAGCAUCAGCAGCAGCCGAUCCCCGGUCUAUCGGCCCAGCCUCAGCAGCAUCCGACCCCGACUGCGCCGUCAUCCCACCACCACCCGCAGCAGCUGCAGCUCGUCCCGACCUCGCCGCAGUCGCCCAAAGCGAGCCAAGGCAGCCCGGACUCCGCCGAGGAGGACAAGAGGAGCCCGUGCUGCAAGUCCCUCGUGCCGCAGACACCCACCACUCUCUGCCGCUCAGUGGGACUCGCGCGGAAAGCGGACAACCAAACGGUGCUCCACCAGUUCUGCUGCCCCGCCCCAGAGGCCCCUGAGGGGGAGGCUUCUACCGCCUGUGUCCCCAGGAUUGAUCGCACCAGGCGAGCAGAAAGCACAAAUAGAGAACGCCACCCAGGAUGCAUCACUGCACGUCGACUCAAGGUGAAUUUCACAGGGCAGAGUUGGCCAUGCUUGGUGUAGGAGCACAGUCAAGUC
Messenger RNA from Gasterosteus aculeatus aculeatus (three-spined stickleback), 973 nucleotides. The record is from RefSeq and is a predicted model, not a curated record. NCBI's taxonomy places the organism in Eukaryota, Metazoa, Chordata, Actinopteri, Perciformes, Gasterosteidae.